Messenger RNA from Pyricularia oryzae 70-15, 1216 nucleotides. RefSeq lists its product as uncharacterized. NCBI's taxonomy places the organism in Eukaryota, Fungi, Ascomycota, Sordariomycetes, Magnaporthales, Pyriculariaceae. The record is from RefSeq and is a predicted model, not a curated record. The transcript is spliced from 2 exons. Bases 482 to 847 code for a protein of 121 amino acids.
UGCAAAAUGUUUUGGGAUGCAAUCUUUCCCCUCCGGCUGAUUUAUUCCACUUGAGAGAGAGCUCACACGCCUCUGUUCUGCAUGCAAAUUUCCUUUUGAUCCUAGAACAUCACGAGCCUUCUUUUUCCUCACACAACCCAUUGUAAGCUUCACAUCCACUCAGAAAUACCUUACUCGGCUAAAACCCACAAGGUCGAAGCUUUGAACCUGGUCCGAUCACUCGCCUCCCCGCCCUACGUCAUUGGAGGCGCCGUUGCCUGCGAGGGUACAAACAAGUCGUCCGACUGCGCCUCUCUUGAGCUGAAGCUACAUUACACAACUGACCACCACUUUUAAGCAGUUUCUAUUUUUUUCAAUUAAAUCAAACACUCAGCCUCACCAAACACACCUCUUCCCUCUUGUCUUUUUUUUGGUUUCUCAAAUAAACACCACCAAAUAAAUUUCCACAAUCAAACCCACCCCACCCAAAAAAACACACACCAUGGCGGAAGACAACAAGAACAUCGAGUCGCAGCCCGCCGUCGACGAGACCCCAAUCUCGCCCUCGCGCCCCAACCAGCGCCGCAAGAACUCGCUUGAGGAGCACCUGAAGAACCGCCCUGAGCGCGCCGAGCUUGUCGACCGAAACAUCCUCCCGGCGUCCACCGCGGCUCCCGCUCUUCAGGAGAAGCAAAAGGAGCUGGCCAAGCACAUGCGCGCCGACUCGCUCAACGAGAAGAUUGCGCACCGCCCUUCGCCUGACGAGCUGAUCAAGAAGGGCGUCUUGGACGAGGAUCCGAGGACCGCAGAGGAGAAGUACGCCGAGGCGAUCGAGGACGAGUACGCCAAGCGCGAGGGUGGUGCUUAGAUUAAUAUCACGUUUUCUUGUCUGGUUCUUUUUGUUUUCGUUUGUCUCUGAUAUACCUCAAUGUUUUGACCCGAAAGAUAUCGUGGUCCUGUUCGCUUUAUAGCCCGGGGGCAGCUGUUUGAAAUGUUUAUGCAGAUUGGUUGAUCCUCUCCCCUCGCAUUGAGAAAAGAACGCUUUGGUGGAUGGAUCCAUGCCUUUUAGGAGUCAUCUCGUACGUUUUAGUCUUCUGUGGAUAUGAAGUAUGCUGUUUUCUAAUAACCUAUUCAUUCCUCAUUAUUCAUAAUCCCUUGAGGGAAAUAAAUAUAUACAAUAUGCUUAUCCAAAUCGAAUCUUCUUUUGCUUCGGAUCUGGAUUCUUGGGAGUUCUGCC